This is a messenger RNA of Plasmodium fragile, 807 nucleotides long. RefSeq lists its product as uncharacterized. The transcript has 4 exons. Gene Ontology annotation, cellular component: membrane. Lineage: Eukaryota; Apicomplexa; Aconoidasida; Haemosporida; Plasmodiidae. The record is from RefSeq and is a predicted model, not a curated record. The coding region runs from base 1 to 807 and encodes 268 amino acids. Gene Ontology annotation, biological process: proteolysis. Gene Ontology annotation, molecular function: serine-type endopeptidase activity.
AUGCUCCGAGGAGAUUUACGGACAGGAGGAAACGCCCAUGGGGCGAGUGAAGAUGUGCCUCUGAUGGAGGGAAGCCCUAAGGGGGGCACCUUUUACGACAUACUCUUUCCGGACAUGUCCCUGAGGAGAAUCAUCGUAUGGAUUAGCUUUUUCCAAAUUGUGAUUUAUAUGUUGAGUUGCCUUUUAAGUGAAAAUUUAACGGCGCCGAAUGUACAGGUGUUGAUGUUUCUAGGUGCCACGUAUGGCCCAGCCGUCAAGCAAGGAGAAAUCUGGAGACUGCUAUGCCCCGUUUUCCUGCAUGCGAAUUGGUGGCACUUAAUAAUAAACAUAGUGUGCAUGCUGAAUUUGGGCCUAGUGAUAGAAAGCAAAUACAAGAAGGGGAAUUUUCUUUUGCUUUAUUUUUUAUCAGGGGUGGUUGGCAAUGUAUUAACAACCAUUUGUAAUCCUUGUCAGCUAGCUGUGGGUGCAUCAACCAGUGGAUUUGGCCUGAUUGGAUUUUCCAUUUUGGAAAUAUUUUUAGCCUGGUCCAAUUUGUCUCGAAGGGCUAAGAACUACUACAUUUUUAAUGUGUCCGUUUUUGUGUUAUUUUUUUUUUUUGUUAGUUUUUCUCCUACCGUCGAUUUUUUUGGGCACAUCGGUGGCUUCCUCUGCGGGGCCUUCCUGGCCUGCCACUACAACAGAGCCAUGGGAUACGACUCCUUCCAAACGUCCCUGUACUACAGCUUCGCCUGUAUAUGCGCGUUAACUGUUUUGUACCUGCCAGUUCGGCUCUACGUGACGGACAUGCCAUGUGCACUUUUCCGCUAG